Messenger RNA from Morus notabilis, 1865 nucleotides. RefSeq lists its product as uncharacterized. The record is from RefSeq and is a predicted model, not a curated record. The transcript has 10 exons. The coding region runs from base 253 to 1281 and encodes 342 amino acids. NCBI's taxonomy places the organism in Eukaryota, Viridiplantae, Streptophyta, Magnoliopsida, Rosales, Moraceae.
AGAAACAGAGUGGGAAUUUCGGUUCGAAUUAAUAAUAAAAAAAUAAAAUCAAUCCUCCAAUCGUCCUGUCCAAAACACUAUCCUAGUCUUUAAUUUCUUUCUUUCUAAUUUUUCUUUUUUAAUUAAUCCUUCAUCAGCUCCAACAAACAGAAAUUUCGCAACCAAACCAUUUCUCUCUCCCUCUCUGUAUCAACCUAUAGAUAUAACCAUAUAUAUACAUUUUAUAUACAUAUCUAGAGAGAGAAAGAGAUUAUGUCGCAGAGCAACGGAAGCAGUUGCGGCGGCGGCGGGCCCGAUUUCCACCUGUCCGACGAGAUUCUGUCGGUGAUUCCGACGGAUCCGUACGACCAGCUGGAUCUGGCUCGGAAGAUCACUUCCAUGGCCAUAGCCUCGCGCGUCUCGAAGCUCGAGGCGGAGAUGGGGAGGAUGAGGCAGAGGCUCCACGAGAAGGACAGGAUCGUCCUCGACCUCGAGGAAAAGCUCACCCGCCUCCACCACGCCAAUUCCGACGCCGAGUCACGCUUGAAGCGCGCUCUCGACGAGAACAUGAAACUCUCCAAUGAGCGUGAUUCAUUGGCAAUGACAGCAAAGAAACUAGGCCGUGAUUUGGCAAAGUUGGAGACAUUUAAGAGACAGCUGAUGCAAUCACUAAAUGAUGAGAAUUCAUCUCCAGCUGAAACAGUUGAUAUUGGGACCUGUGACCAAUCAGUACCCAAGGCGCAUCCAGAUAAGAAUACUGAUGACGUGACCAAUGGCUACAAUGGAAUACAUUCCUCAAGCGGUUCUACAGAUAUGGGAAGCACAAUAGACGAAGCAUCAAGGAAUAGGUAUUCCAUGACUGCAUAUAUCACACCACGGCUUACUCCAACUGGAACUCCGAAAGUUAUUUCCACAAGUGGGUCCCCUAGAGGAUAUUCUGCUUUUGCUUCUCCACAGCGAACCUCUGGUGCCACUUCUCCUACAAAACUGCCAUAUGACGGACGAUCAUCAUUGUCUUCAUGGUAUCCCUCAAGCCAACAGUCAUCAGCAGCAAACUCUCCUCCUCGCGGUCGUUCAUUGCCAGGGCGCACUCCUCGAAUUGAUGGCAAGGAGUUCUUUCGUCAAGCUCGGAGUCGUCUAUCGUACGAACAAUUUAGUGCAUUUCUAGCUAAUAUCAAGGAGCUAAAUGCUCAAAAGCAAACUCGAGAGGAAACUCUAAGGAAAGCAGAAGAGAUAUUUGGGACUGAUAACAAAGAUCUUUAUCAAUCAUUUCAAGGAUUGCUUAACCGUAACGUACACUAGAGCUUCAAGUAUUUCUUCGUUGGAAUGUUCUAUAAUAAGUGAGGCAACAGGGCUCUUAGGAUGUGCGCAUGAUGUAACAUGAAUGGGGUUUCAAGUCAAUUGUCAAUUGUUCAGUUUGGCAGGUUGUGGAUCCACUCAGUCCCAGCCAACUUUAACUGGAUGGUUUAUUGGUCGUUCUUUGUUUAUCCUGUCUGGAAUUUCGGCUAAUAUUGGCUUAAUUAAGCAUCUUACUUUCAAAAAGCUGGAGCAGAAAUUUUGUACGUUGCUUUAUGUAUCGUUAAAUGCAGGUGUGCUUCUUUAUCCCAAAAAAAAAAAAAAAAAAAUGCAGGUGUGCUUGUACAUAGUUGCUUUAUGUUUUGCACUACCUGCUCGGUUACUUGCGGUCCUCGGAGAUUUGAGAGGCAUUUCGUUUUGUGUACAAAAAGAAUUAUCUUGAAUGCAUCGGAUACGUGUGUCCUCUCUUUCUCAAUUUAUCAGACUGUUUAAUCCACAUAUUGUAUCACGACUGUUAAUUCAGCCAUCUCAUGCUUAUUCAAUAUUGAAGCUAUUUGAUCCUGAUUGUAAUACAAUUUUGGUUUUGAACA